AUGGGCACGUCGGUGGAUCAGCCAGAACCAGAACCAGGACAUGUGCCGCCUGCUAUUCAAUGGAGGCUCCUUGCGGAAUAUUCAUGUACUCCUCUUAUCGGGAUCAUGUACCUGGCAAAAAUAGAGGCAAAAGACCUAUACGAUGUCAAGGUCGAGAUUCUAAAUAUCAUGGAGGUCCUUGAUCUAACGAGGGAUUCGCUGGGACGGGCUGCUCGGGCCCUCGAGAAUCCGCGUACUGCCACGGGAGAGAAUUCCUUAGAUAAACUCAACACCCUUCUUUUGGAUCUCGAAUUUAGGGGAUUCACUUCUGAGUCCUUCUCUCAAUUAAAAGGGAAGGUACCCCUGCGAAGGGGUUGGGACUAA
Molecule: messenger RNA, 363 nt
Organism: Solanum lycopersicum (tomato)
Lineage: Eukaryota; Viridiplantae; Streptophyta; Magnoliopsida; Solanales; Solanaceae
Source: RefSeq, a predicted model, not a curated record